This is a messenger RNA of Cladophialophora immunda, 2304 nucleotides long. RefSeq lists its product as uncharacterized. The record is from RefSeq and is a predicted model, not a curated record. Gene Ontology annotation, biological process: sucrose catabolic process. Bases 1 to 2304 code for a protein of 767 amino acids. NCBI's taxonomy places the organism in Eukaryota, Fungi, Ascomycota, Eurotiomycetes, Chaetothyriales, Herpotrichiellaceae. Gene Ontology annotation, molecular function: sucrose alpha-glucosidase activity. The transcript has a single exon.
AUGGGUGCAGACGCUAUACAGUUGCGAGCUUCCACCGACCUCGUUGACGUCUCAACGGACAGAGCAAGUGAAAAUCUGACAGGCGCAUCUCGGACAAUAAUUCAGGGCAUUCAAGCGAAUGAACGGGCUGCCUCACUAUCAACCUCUUACCCUGUACCUCAGCCUCCUUCUCCAACACCAAUCUUCUCCAGAUGGCGACCUCAAUACCACCUACAAGCAAGCCAUGGUUGGAUGAACGACCCCUGCGCCCCGGGCUACGACUCAUCAACAGGGCUAUACCAUCUGUUCUUCCAGUGGAACCCUCGUCGAAAUGAAUCUGGUUCGGUCGUAUGGGGUUCGAUCUGUUGGGGCCACGCUACCUCGACGGAUAUGGUGAAUUGGAAUUUAUCUCAAACGCCGAUUGUCGAACCUGGACUCAGUGCCGAUGAGUGGUACGAUGCAAAAGGAUGCUUUACAGGUUGUUCGGUUCCCGCAAAUUUGGACGGGCAGUCUGGUGCUGGACAAUUGACGGUGUUAUACACUGGUAUAAGCCGACUACCGCUACACUACACUCUUCCCUACGUACGGCGAACGGAGACGCUCGCCGCUGCGCUAUCUCUAGACGGUGGCCUAGGAUGGACAAAGGUCACGAAGAACCCCAUUCUACCGGAGCCGCCGCCGGACCUCGAUGUCACAGGCUGGCGCGAUCCGUUUGUUGCAACCUGGCCUUCAAUGGCCAAGCUCCUCGGCGACGACAAAAAUCAGUUAUAUGGCAUGAUUUCUGGAGGAAUUAGGAACUGUUCGCCCACAGCAUUUCUUUACAAAGUCAACCCAUCAAACCUAACAGAGUGGAAGUACCUCAGUCCGCUGUUUGAUGUCGGAUUAAGCCAUUCCCUAUCUAGCUGGAGUGGCGAUAUGGGUAUAAACUGGGAGUGCGCAUGUUUCAUGACCCUCCAGAACGAACAAGAUGAUGAGAGUAGGGAUUUCGUCGUCGUUGGCUGCGAGGGCUCAAAAGCCAAUACUGCGGAUCAUGAAUUGUCCCUCUUCACACAGCAUCCGCAAGAACCAACAAAACCUCCCCGUUCUGCAACGUCCCUGCAGUGGAUGUGUGGAGCUCUCCAAUCUACAGAUGUCAUGAUCUCUGAUACCGGCACACAGACAAAGCUUCCGAAAAUGAAUUACCAAUUCGGAGGACGCUUCGACUUUGGUCUUCUCUAUGCCGCCACAACCUUCCGUGACCCUCUCGGCGACAAACAAGUUGUUUGGGGCUGGAUUACCGAGGAAGACUUACCCCAAGCUCUGGUUGAUAAACAGGGUUGGAGUGGGAUGGUAUCCCUGCCCAGAGAAGUUACUCUUCUCACUCUGAAGGGCGUGACUGGUACCUUAAGGAGCAGAUUGCAAAACAUCACGUCGAUAGAGGUUGAGCGAGAAGAGUCGACAGACAGGGAACAACAGACAUUCAAAAUCCGCACACUUGGCAUCUCUCCCGCUCCAUGCAUCCAAUCUCUCCGCAACAGCGCCAGGAAGGUUAGCCCUACGAGUCACUCACAGGGCCUCAACCCCGAAGGUGACACGUUCAUGGACAUCCAAACCCACCGUUUCGAAUUCAUCUCCACGUUAUCCCUUUCCCGAGCGUGCAAGAGGAUCGGGCUGAGCAUAUUUCACACCGCCGGCGCUCAACGAACCCAACAGAACAACAUGGCCCCUCGACUAAGCUCGAACGCAGCAACGACGACAAUCUCAUUCAUACCUAGCAAGGAGACCAUCAGAAUUGAUCGACCCGUCACUGAUUCCACACAUAUUAUCGACGGUGAAAAGAUCAACACCGCCCCCGAGAUCGCUCCGUUCACUUUAUUUACCCUCCUUCCUGCUGAUGAGGACGACGUUCAGCAUAUCGCGGCCGAGGCAGGGACGAAUACCCAGACAGGCAUUGAGAAUUUGCAAAUUCACGUCUUCUUCGACGAGUCAGUGCUUGAAGUCUUUGUCAAUUCGCGGUGCGUGAUCACGACGAGGAUUUAUCCGCCUGGCAAGAGAUGUUUCGGAGUGAGGUUCUGGGCAGAGGACGAGGUCGAGCACGAAGACGAGAAUGAAGGCAAAGAUGAUGACAGGAAAGGCCAUCAUGAAGGGAAAGAGACCCAGAAAAGCUCCGCGGCGCAGCAAUGGCAACAGCAAAGAGGAGAAAGAAGGAUAAAUCUCGAAGGCGAAGGGGUGAGGAUUCAAAGAGAAUCUAAGACGACACGGUCAUCGAAAUCUAGGCUCUUGCACGCGAUGGCAUGGGAUGGCUUGCGCGCAGAUCUCAGAGCCAGCCUUCUUGAUUCCGCUUGA